CUUCAUUGUCUGAAGGCUCCAGAGUUCACAAUGACUAAUGAAGAACCACUCCCAAAGAAAGUUCGCCUUAGUGAAGCAGAUUUUAAGGUUUUGCCUAGAGAUGAACUGAUCCUAAGGUGGAAGCAAUAUGAAGCAUACGUACAAGCUCUGGAGAGCAAAUAUACGGAUCUCAACUCUAACGAUGUGACUGGAUUGAGAGAGUCUGAAGAGAAGUUGAAACAGCAACAGCAAGAAUCAGCCCGAAGGGAAAAUAUUCUGGUGAUGAGGCUGGCAACUAAAGAACAGGAAAUGCAAGAGUGUACUAAUCAGAUUCAGUACCUCAAGCAAGUCCAGCAGCCUAGCGUUGCCCAACUGAGAUCAACAAUGGUGGACCCAGCCAUCAACUUAUUUUUCCUAAAAAUGAAAGGUGAACUGGAACAGACUAAAGACAAACUGGAACAAGCCCAAAAUGAACUGAGUGCCUGGAAAUUUACGCCUGAUAGAGGCCUGAUGGCAUCGGACUAUUCUGAAGAAGUGGCCAACUCUGAAACAAAUAUCUUUCUAGACCAUGUAGACACUUGCAAAAUGGUUCUAAUUGAAGAAAAUAGAGGGAGAAACAGAAGUCUAAAGUCUGUGGCAUACUGUGUCUACAGACAGUGUGGAGGAGAGAGAACCUAGAGAUUAUAAAUAAUGAAUUGAACAUGUUAAAUUCCUGUAAAAUGUAGAAGUGGAAUAUGCUUCGCUCUUAACCUUGAGCCUAGUGACUUAGAGAUACUAAGUCAGUUUUGCCAAUAAGACUGGACUUCCUGCUUGUUCACUGAACUGCUGGGUCAAAACUCAGGUGAAAAAAAUGAGGUGAAUUUUGCAUAAGAGUUUGCUAACCAGCUUUGAAUAGCCAUGAGAGAGUGGUAUUGCAUGACAUCAGUGGUAGUGUACGUAUUUGAUUGUUUAACACUUGGGCUCUAUAGCGCUUAACUUGAGCCUAAGCCAACAUGAUUUUAAAUAAUGAAUUGUUCUUUGGAUGAUUGGUAACACUGUGGACUUCUAAAAAAUUAGGACUGUACAAAAAUGUAGGUCGUAUCCAUUGCAGGUUUUAAAUUGUUUGAAGCAAUAAAUAUAUAUUUGAUCACAACUAGAAUGUAUAAGGAAACUAGUUGUGAGGAGUAUUUCACUGCAUGGUUCCAUGCAGAAAUGAAAAUUUUUUGUUCUCCUAAGAAUGGUCUCAAAUGCUCAAUAUACAAGGCACUCACAAUGGUAACUGUCUUCUUCAGUGUUUGUGGGAUAUUUUUCUUUUUGUAUACAUGGGUUGGGUUUUUUUUGGGAGUGGGGGUUGUAUUACACUUUCUAUAUGAAUGUGCCUUAAAAUAGUUGUAAAAUAUAGUUCAAGGAACACUAAUGGUCAAACUAUGGUACUGUGAAACUGUGGGGAUGAAUUAGAAUGGGAGAGAACUGAGUUGCCUUCCUCUCUGAAAAGAAACAUAUUUAAAUGCAUGCAUCCUCCUGUGGGUGGAAUCAGUUGAAGAGCUUUGCUACUCUCUUGAUGCCUCUUGGUACGGUAUCCCAAGUUAUUUGCCAGCCCAGUAAUAUGGGACAGCCCAGAGUGCAUGUUCAAGGUGUGUAAUUAUGGGGGAGAAUUAUGAAAUUAUAUGGACUGGUAUAGUCAUUGUAUAUUUUUAGACUUGAUUUCCACCUAGAAUAUUGAGGUUUCUAUGACCAAAUCAAUUGGGCAUUUAUUUCAUGACUCCAUUGAACACUGGAAAGUUAAAUGUUGUCAGAUUUUACAAAUGACAGCAGGUCCAACUUGUACUAAAAGUGAUGCCUUAUACAAUAGGGAAACAAUUUGUUUCAUCAUUUGAAAUGCAAUUUUAUCAAGGUUAAUUCAGUUUAAUUAAACAUUCAUUCUUCAGCUCUCUUCAGUAUGUUGAACCAUUGAGUGUGCUUUAGGUAAUUAAUGCAGAAGAUAGAGUAGUGUGCUUGUGUGUAGGCUUUUUACUUAAGCAGUGGAUUUACCACAGGAAAAAAUAAAAAUUUGCCAGAGGUUCAUCUCUUUAAUUUUAUACAUAUAUUACAUUUUUUUUGUUAUGGCAUUAUUUAAUGUUUUAACAGUAUAGCAUCAAAUAGAGGUAAGACUUGCAUAAGUAAAUUGUGUUAAUGUGUUA
Alligator sinensis (Chinese alligator) is the source of this 2138-nucleotide messenger RNA. RefSeq names its product WT1 associated protein (gene WTAP). Gene Ontology annotation, cellular component: nucleus. The record is from RefSeq and is a predicted model, not a curated record. Gene Ontology annotation, biological process: regulation of alternative mRNA splicing, via spliceosome. The transcript is spliced from 7 exons. Lineage: Eukaryota; Metazoa; Chordata; Crocodylia; Alligatoridae. The coding region runs from base 31 to 657 and encodes 208 amino acids.